AUGCUGCACUACUCGGCCAAGGGGCGCCUCGGCACGCUCAAGCUGCUGCAGCCGAUCGCCAAAUCGGCCUGGAUUCUUUCCGAGGGAGCCAUCUACUAUGAUCAAAAUGCACUUCUUGGAAGCGGCAACUUUGACGCCGUCUACAAAGGCAUUUUUCACGCACCGGAAGAGUACGGCGCCGUCAUGGAAGCGCCACCGGUGAUGGUCAUCCUGGAAUACUGCAGCGGAGGGUCGCUCGACACCCAUCUAUGCGCCCACCCCAAGAUCGAGGCGGCCGAGCUGAUCAUCUACGCGCGUGACAUGUCGAAAGGCGUCGUCCAUAUCCACGAGAAGGGCUUUUUGCACCCAUUCGGCACGCUGAUCUACGAGCUCAUGCACCAGGGCGAGCAGCCGUGGCUCGACUUGGUGCCGAAGGCGAUCUCGCAGGCCAUCCGUCGAGGCGAAAUGCCCGAGCUGCCCCCCGAUACGCCGACCGAAGUCGUGAAGCUCCUCAAAAAUCACAUCUGGGUCAGCGACCCGUCAAAGCGUUCGUCCAUGGAGAAGCUGCUCGACAGGCUCGACAUCAUCCAUCAGCGGCUUGGCGCGCCGACACACUGGGCCCUGCCGAGGCACCACGACGAAGAAGAAGAAGAAGAGCAAGCAGACGAUGAAGACGUGCCAGAAGCCCAAGAGGUCAAGCCCGAUCCGCUCGCCCGGCGUCGCGAGCAGCAGCCGAAGGAAGGCGGAAAAUCGAAGGAGGACAGCAAGCCGGAGAAGGGAGAGAAAGACGUGCCGAAGGGAGAGAAGCAAGAAGGAGAAGGAGAGCCCGAGGAAGAUGCCCUGAAGAAGCGCAUCCAGACUUGUUAUAUCUGCGACGAGGUGACCGAGUGCGGCCGUGUGCGCAAGAUCGAGCCGUUGUGCGGGCAUUGUGCCCGCAAGAUCCGACGCUCCUACGAGCACACCGACAUCAACGCCCGGGCCUGCUACUGGGGAUGCGAGCGUGUUCUAGAAUACAGGCGCCACCGACACUUUGAGGAAAAAUUCUUCAAAGUGAUGCUAGGAAGCAUUUGCUCCCACCACCUGAUCGAUUUUUUGGAAGAGGAUCUGCGGCCAUCAACAGAAGGAGAUGAU
This is a messenger RNA of Mesorhabditis spiculigera, 1110 nucleotides long. The record is from the annotation of a GenBank genome assembly. NCBI's taxonomy places the organism in Eukaryota, Metazoa, Nematoda, Chromadorea, Rhabditida, Rhabditidae.